AGGUGAUGCAGAGGAAUAAUCCUCUGAUGCUCUAAGUGGCUGUCGAUGUUUUCAGCUGGUGAACAGCACUGGCAUAAAGCACACGUAUGAUCUGUCUGUUCUUUUUUUUUGCAUUGGAAGAACAUUUUUUUCUUUCAGUAUCAGCCACAGGGUUAAGACCCCUUCUUUUGUCUAUCCUGUGGAAAAACAAAGCUUGAGCUUGGAGAAUAAUUGCUGCAGGUUUGAGAGGAUUUUCCAUCUAGUUACUGUACAGCCUUACAGAAGAACAAGGUGAAAGUACUAUAUAGGGUAUAGGAUGUCUCUGUCGACUCCUGUGAAAAGUUCUCACAAGUGGAGGGAAGAUCUGCAGCAGUUCCGCAGAAACCAUGCAAUCUCAAAGAAGGUUCUUCUCAGCUGCUGCCUGCUCAAACGGAUUAUUGCCUGGGCCACCCCCAGCAUCCAAGACAGUAUCGAAGAUGAGUUGGAAUUGGCUACCGUCCGCUACCGUCCUGAGGGACUGCAACAGCUGGAGGCACAAACACGAUUCACGAAGAAGGAGCUUCAGAUCCUCUACAGGGGAUUCAAAAACGAAUGUCCCAGUGGGGUCGUCAAUGAAGAAACCUUUAAAGUGAUAUAUUCCCAGUUCUUUCCACAGGGAGAUUCUACUACAUACGCACACUUUCUGUUCAACGCUUUUGACACAGAUCACAACGGCUCUGUGAGUUUUGAGGAUUUUGUCAUGGGUCUUUCAAUUUUGCUGCGGGGUUCUGUCCAAGAGAAGCUUAAUUGGGCUUUUAAUUUGUACGACAUAAAUAAAGAUGGCUAUAUAACUAAAGAGGAGAUGCUGGACAUUAUGAAAGCUAUAUAUGAUAUGAUGGGAAAAUGCACAUACCCUGCCCUGAAAGAUGAAGCACCCAGGCAGCAUGUGGAGUUAUUCUUCCAGAAAAUGGACAAAAACAAAGAUGGAGUAGUUACCAUAGAUGAAUUUAUUGACUGCUGCCAAAAAGAUGAGAAUAUAAUGAGAUCCAUGCAGCUCUUUGAAAAUGUCAUCUAACGAGGUGUUUACCAGCAGCACUUUUAUGGCCAGCACCAAGGAUUCUUCAAUGAAUACAUUACAGGACUUAUGACUUCACUGAACCACUCGGCAAUCCUAUCUAAUAUAUAUAUAUAUAUAUA
Polyodon spathula (Mississippi paddlefish) is the source of this 1155-nucleotide messenger RNA. RefSeq names its product Kv channel-interacting protein 4-like. Gene Ontology annotation, biological process: regulation of potassium ion transmembrane transport. The coding region runs from base 296 to 1033 and encodes 245 amino acids. The transcript has 9 exons. Gene Ontology annotation, cellular component: voltage-gated potassium channel complex. NCBI's taxonomy places the organism in Eukaryota, Metazoa, Chordata, Actinopteri, Acipenseriformes, Polyodontidae. Gene Ontology annotation, molecular function: calcium ion binding; potassium channel regulator activity. The record is from RefSeq and is a predicted model, not a curated record.